AUGGCAUCGAGCAGUAGUAGACGUAGUAGUGUUAGUUGUGCAGAUAGUGGUGUCAGCUGUAACAGUACUGCUACAACAGUUAAUCCACGUUAUGAGUGUUACUGGUUGGACAGUUGUCGUGGGCAACAUGAAUUAGAUAAUUGCCCAGUACGACUACGUGAAUUACGAGGCAAGUUGGGCAUCUAUUACAGUCCAAAUGCAAUCUACAAACGUUUUACUCGUGAUCAAAUGAACGAUCUACCCUUAGAAUCCAAUCCAACUGGAUGUACAAUGAUUCAUUUGUUAAUUCAUAAAAAAGAAAAUAAUGAAACUUGGCUACUGUUUGUUACUAAAUUUGUUAAAGAAAAACAACAAGAAAAUGAAGUUAGACCAAGUCGACAGUUAUUAUUAACAUUACCAUCCUCAAAUCCAUGUAAGAAAAAUGAACUUCAAAAAGAUGUAGCUGAAAGAGCAUUGAAUAGUAUUACACAUGAAAGCGAAAUAACAACAAACAUUCGAUCACGUCUCAAACGUUUCUUAUUUGUUAAUGCUAGUGCCAUCUAUCCAUUAUAUUUACCCAAUGAACAUGCGGAUCUCUUAACAACUCAUUUUUCCCCAAAUGAAGAAGUUAUUUCUCUUCAUUGGUGUCCUCUAUCAACUAUUUUGAACCAAUUGCCUCAAUGGGAUAAUUAUUUGAAAAGUCAAGCCGAAGGAAGAGAAUUAGCACAAAUACGACAUCCGAGUCAUACUGGAAUUAAAUUGAAUACAGGAAAUAAUGAACAUACAAUCUGGUCAGUCACUGCAGCUUGUCUGAUGUGUAUCAGAAAUCACGUGGGAUUUGAUACAUUUCUUCAACCAUAA
Messenger RNA from Rotaria sordida, 840 nucleotides. Lineage: Eukaryota; Metazoa; Rotifera; Eurotatoria; Philodinida; Philodinidae. The record is from the annotation of a GenBank genome assembly.